Messenger RNA from Helianthus annuus (common sunflower), 1796 nucleotides. RefSeq names its product mitogen-activated protein kinase 7. Gene Ontology annotation, cellular component: cytoplasm; nucleus. The record is from RefSeq and is a predicted model, not a curated record. Gene Ontology annotation, molecular function: MAP kinase activity; ATP binding. Gene Ontology annotation, biological process: protein phosphorylation; intracellular signal transduction. The transcript is spliced from 3 exons. Bases 506 to 1624 code for a protein of 372 amino acids. NCBI's taxonomy places the organism in Eukaryota, Viridiplantae, Streptophyta, Magnoliopsida, Asterales, Asteraceae.
UCUUGUUGCUUGUGUGUUUAAAUAAGUUGGGUAUAUGCAUGAACGAACCAAUGCAAAAUCAGCAACGAUCUCUUGACGAUUUGAUGUUUGAUUCCAAAUUUCCUUCGUACUUUCAUGUGAUCAUUAUUAUACUUCCAUCUAUCCAUGCCUAAUUUCAACUAGUUGAGUGGGUACAGAUCCUCCAUUAACAAACACCCACUUUUUCUAUAAAUAAAACAACUCACCCCUAUCCUCUCAAAUUCACCCAAUUUUCCCAUAAAUUUCAUAACCUUUUUUUAUAUAUUUGAUCUGGGUAUUUGAUUUUGAACAAAACCCAUGAAAAUCUUGAGCCGAAAGUGUUGGAAUCCGACAGUUAGUCCCCUUUGCUUUGCGUCAAGGAAAAGCAAAUAAAGUUUUUUUUUUUUGCAACUGGGUUUGCGAGAUUGUUGAAAUAGCAAAGUGGGGUUUUGUUGUGUUAUAAUAUUAUUGCUUUUUCAGGGGUUGAAGAUUGUUCUACAGCAAAGACAUGGCAACAUACGUUGAACCACCGAACGGAUUUCGACAAGCCGGGAAGCAUUAUUACACGAUGUGGCAAACAGUAUUCGAAAUCGACACCAAAUACAUACCAAUCAAACCAAUAGGCAGAGGCGCGUACGGCGUCGUAUGUUCUUCAAUCAACCGCGAAACAAACGAGAAAGUAGCAAUCAAGAAGAUCAAUAACGUGUUUGGUAACCCGACUGACGCAGUAAGAACUUUGAGGGAGUUGAAACUUCUUCGACACAUUAGGCACGAAAAUGUGAUCGGAUUGAAGGAUGUUAUGUUCCCGAUCUCCAGGAAUAGCUUCAAAGAUGUGUAUCUUGUUUAUGAGUUGAUGGAUACCGAUCUUCAUCAUAUUAUUAAGUCGUCACAGCCAUUAUCAAAUGAUCACUGCAAAUUCUUCUUGUAUCAGUUGCUUUUAGGUCUAAGAUAUCUUCACUCAGCUAAUGUACUACACCGAGACCUGAAGCCCGGAAAUCUGUUGGUCAACGCGAACUGCGAGCUCAAAAUAUGUGAUUUCGGUCUUGCAAGAACAAGCCAAGGUAGUGAACAAUUUAUGACCGAAUAUGUUGUCACACGUUGGUACCGAGCACCUGAGCUUCUCCUAUGUUGUGACAACUACGGAACCUCAAUCGAUGUCUGGUCAGUCGGGUGCAUCUUUGCCGAAAUCCUCGGCCGAAAACCGCUUUUCCCGGGAACCGAGUGCCUCAACCAGUUAAAACUAAUAAUCAACAUUCUCGGCAGUCAAACCGAGAAUAAUCUUGGAUUUAUCGAUAACAUGAAAGCUAGAAGGUUUAUUAAAAGUCUCCCGUUCACCCGAGGGAUUAAUCUUUCUUCGUUGUACCCGAUGGCGGAUCCUUUGGCACUAGAUUUGCUAAAAAGGAUGCUUGUGUUUGACCCGACAAAGAGGAUAACGGUGACGGAGGCUUUACACCACCCGUAUAUGGCGGGUUUGUUUGACCCGAGUAAAAACCCGCCGGCCAGUGUGCCGAUAAAUUUGGAUCUUGAUGAGAAUAUGAGUGAAGAUGUUAUUAGGGAGGAGAUGUUGAAGGAAAUGUUGCAUUAUCACCCUGAAGCUAAUGCAUAUGCAAUGGGGGUUCAAAGAUAGCAAGCAAUUUUUUAUGUUUGUUAAGUAGAAAAAGAUGUCAAUUUUGUUCACAUUUGAUGUUUACUAAUAGCAUAUAAAAUGCUUUUAGUUGUAAUUUGGAUUCAAAUACUUCUGUUAUUUUUGUAAUUUGGAUUCUAAAAUCUUUAUGAAGUAAGUUUUCUCCUUUAAUAAA